Molecule: messenger RNA, 378 nt
Organism: Sparassis crispa
Lineage: Eukaryota; Fungi; Basidiomycota; Agaricomycetes; Polyporales; Sparassidaceae
Exons: 1
Coding region: 1-378 (125 amino acids)
Source: RefSeq, a predicted model, not a curated record
AUGCCUCAGCUGGGUUCGGAGACGUCGGAUACCCGGGAGAACGAGCAUAUAUACGCGAACCUGUCGGGUGCGGCACGCCAAUGCUCCCAGGUGUCCGCGCAGCCACGCAGGUCUGAACGCCAGUGCUCUGCUUGUAAGCUCGGGCCUUCGCUCGGUUUGGUGCAGCUGGUCAUCGUGCGCGGCGUGCACCCGCGAAUCUCGCCAGCCAGCUCGUCCGGAUUCUCCAUCUCUCGUCCGACUCUUCUUGAACACCCUAGUUUGGUGGGCCGCGCCCGGAACAACCUCCUCCUGCAGCAGCACCCGAUCUUCUCGAACGAGACGCGCGUUUUCUAUGCGAGUAUAUCCCCCGCCGCCGUACCUGAAGGCCGAAAAGCUUGA